Molecule: messenger RNA, 4716 nt
Organism: Acanthopagrus latus (yellowfin seabream)
Lineage: Eukaryota; Metazoa; Chordata; Actinopteri; Spariformes; Sparidae
Product: KIAA0586 ortholog
Exons: 27
Coding region: 308-4501 (1397 amino acids)
Biological process (GO): smoothened signaling pathway
Cellular component (GO): ciliary basal body; centriole
Source: RefSeq, a predicted model, not a curated record
UGAAGCGGAAACAGGAAGUGCGAAAACAGGAAGUGGGGUGUUUGUUGUCAGCAACAGUUGCUGUUGUCCCUUUUGUCGCUUUGAUACUUUUAUUUUCUCAGUUUGUUUCUGACUCUAAAAUGCUUCAUGACCUUUAUGAUGGGCAGUUCUCCACAGUGUUUCCGGACGUUCUCCGGGUCGGAACCGUCCAGCUGCUCGCGGGUCCCGUCUGAUGCUGGAGCGGGAAGUUUGAAACAGGCUAGCUGAGUUUAGCCUGUCAGCUAACGGCUAAUGAAACUUUAACUCAGACUUCAUUAAACUCGUCAGCAUGUUUCCUCCGCCGGCCUCCGGCUCCGAUACACUCUGGGAUUCACCCGGUGGGACCGGUCCGGAUCUGUCCUCCUGCAGCUCUGACACCGGGGACGUGUUGAUCCGCGCCACUCGGGUUCUUUCGUCGGAUCAUAGACAGGACGCUGGACCGGGACCCGGACCUGUCCACAUAACCGUUCAGAAGCUGCGGGACCGUCCUGUCCGGCAGCAGCGGCCGAAGUCUCCACAGGAACCGGACAGAGCGGCUCCUCUGCCGGCUGCAGCUCAGCUUCAGCCCGGUCAGAGCUCCGUGAGAGCGGCCAGAAGAACCGGGAAGAAACCCAGACAGACAAAAGAGAACAGACAGCCUCCAGCAGCAGAACCCGGUCCAAACAGGAAGCUCUCUGCUGGGACACACACGGACCAGCAGCCCGACGAUCUCCUGACAUCUCGCUUUGCUGCCGGAGGGCGAGGAGUCGUACUCGCAGCUCUGAAACAACGCUCUCAUAGCGCCCCCAUCAGGAGGGAGGUCAGGGUGCAGCUGUUGGACCAGAGGCCGGUCCAGACAAGCUCCCAGGGUGCACCUGGUCUGACGACUGGCCGCCAGGAUGCAGUGCGCGUGGCGGAUGUCCAGACGGAGGCGGGGCUGUCCUCUGGUUGCCUGGGAGACGACACCAAUGCAUCAUCAUCAGCGGCUGCUCUCAUCAAGGCUCAGUCACUGAUGGAGGCUCGAGUGUCUCACCUGGCUGAAGGUGUUCAGCAGCUGCUGCAGGCUGAGAGGAACAGGAGGUGGAGUCUGAGCCAGCAGACCCUGCAUCACCUGGAGACCCUGCAGAGUCAGCAGCUGCAGCUGCAGAGCCAGCUGCUGGACUCAGCCCUCAGGACGGUAACAGGACGUGCCCCAGUGACUCCGGCCGCCUCUGACAUCACACGGGUCAGAGGUCAGCCGGUCACUCACCUGGAGCCUGCAGUAAACGUCUUCAACCAGCAGCCGAGCUCCUCAACAACCAUCGCUGCCGCCACUGCAGAGACUGACCCAGUUACCAUGGCAACACCCCACCAUGACCAACGACCAGAGCAAACCAGAGCUGCUCCCAGUGUGUCCACGGCCGCCCGGCCAGCUGCAGGAGCUCAGCUGCAGUCCUGCAGUGACAGUCAGGCUGCGGCAAGGAGAGCCAAUGAGAUGCUGAGGGACAUGGGACGUCUGCAGACUGAGAUGAAGACGCUGCUGAUGCCAGAAGACUCUCUGAAAACCCACAGACAUGGACCAGACCUCCACCAAUCCCAACAGAACCUGCCUCAGUCCCAACAAUCUCAACAGAUCCGGUCUCAACCAAACCACUUCCGGUCCAUGUCUCAGCAAACUGAGCCCCAGUGGCCAUUACAACAGACCCAUAAAACCCAGUCUGUACUUGUCAAGAGAAGGCCUGUGGUUCUGUCCACGGUGGAGGAGGCAGGUCAGGUUCUCCGUCAGGUUCAGAGACAGAAGAAGGUUCUGGAGGAGAACCUGGAGGCUCUGCUGAGGGUUAAAACUGGGGAGGUCCUGCACUGCCAGCUGGAGGCUCUGGCUGCUAACAGAGAUUGGACUCAGGAGGGCCGGAUCAAGAAGACUGUGGACGCCUGGAUCAGCACCUUAAACAAAGACAUCCAGGCUGAGAUCUCCUCAGAGGACGCUGCGACCAAACACUCAGCCAGCAGAGAUGCUGCAGUGACAUCACAGCGGAGUGCUGCUUGGAGCUCCGCCCAUACAGACAGGAAGAGGCCAGUGAGUACACUCAGAGUAACAGGAAGCAAGACAGGAAGUGGAGGACAGACAGCAGGAUGCAGACAGCUGCAGGGGGCGGAGCCUGGUGGACCAUCAGGUGGACUGACGGACAGCGAGCAGGUGGAUGGAGAGUCGUACCUGACUCGUCUGUAUGGCAGAGCUCCGUAUGAAGGUCUGAGACGAACCCUGAAGAAGAGUCCGUACCUGCGCUUCAGCUCACCUGGAUCACCGUGCAGCAGGAAGCCCCGCCCCCGAGUGGUCGAGAGUGUCAGAGGUGUGAAGGUAAAGUCCUGUAAGACUCAGACUAGUUUGGCUCCUCCCCUCAGUCUGUCACCUGGACGACCUCUGUGUCAUUACAUCAUCAGCUCCUCUCACCUGACCAAUGGUGACCCUGCCGACCUCACAGUGACCCCCACAAACAGCUUCUCCGUUCCCAUGGCGAUCCCACUGGGUCGUCCCAGGAUGGACUCAUCCUCCAGGUGUCUCACGGAGUGUCAACAGGAAGUGACAUCACCACCCACAGCUCCACCCACAUCCACUGUGGUUGCCGCUGACGACAGAGCCUCUGAGCUGCUGUCACAGGCGAGGGUGACUCCUCAGAUGAGACGGGAGCAGCAGGAUGAAGGUGAAGCUCCUCCUCCUCCUCCUGUUGGCAUCACUGAGACGAAGAGUGAAGAAGAAGAGAAAGAAGAAAACGUUUUCCCUGGAACUGACUUCCUGUCUGAGGCUGACAUCAUCCAGCAGGAGGAGGUGAGUGUUGUGGGUGAGGAGGUGGUGGAGUUGGAUGGAGGACCGUCUCCUCCUCCAGUCCUCUAUCAGGGUCCGCUCUUCCCUCCUCAGGCCCCCCCUGCUCUUCCUGCUCAGGAUCAGGCUUUCAACCUGGGCCUCAACCAGCAGAGAGACAUCCUGGAGAACCGGCUUGUGGAAUGGGUGGAGCAACAGCUGAUCUCCAGGAUGAUCUUGGAGAUGUACCGCCCCCCUCCCACCGACCCUGCCCAGAACAACUACACCGACCAAUCAGAGUCUGAGGAGCGGAGCGUCGCCUCAGAUAUUGUGGAGGCAGCAGGAGGUGGAGGUCUGCAGCUCUUUGUAGACUCCAACAUGUCGGUGGACUCAGCUCUGAUCAGGCAGCUGGUGGACGAAGUUCUGACCGAGCACAUCGCUCUGAUGCUGGGACACAGAGAUACACAGACAGGACCAGAACCAGGACUUGAACCACCAAAUCCAGGUCCAGGAGCCCCUGAGGAGGAGGAUCUGGGGCCACUGGUUCCUACACCAGUACUGACCCCUCCACCCAGUCUGACCCCGCCCAGCAGAGAGACCCCGCUUCUGACCACACCCCCUCCGUCUGAACCGAACAGUCUGCUGAACGAGGAGUCUCCUCAGCCAAUCACAGCACCAGAGCAUGUGACCACGCCCACCUCCAGCCCAGAGCCCGCCCACUCUACCGGAGGUCCUCAUGCUGUUUGUCAAGCCACGCCCCCUCUCACCUGGGGAGACGCUGAGCUGCCGUUGGAUGAAGAGAGAUCAGAGGAGCACCUGGAGACACACCCACUGCCACUGGUGAUGUCAGUGGCACAGGACGAGCCUCCUCUCUUCUCCCCUCUCCCUCCUCCUGCUCCCUCACCAUCUCCUCCUCCUCCUCCAGCGUCCCCCUCUGCCUCCUCAGAGUCCAGCUCCUCCAGCAGCUCCACCUCCUCCAGCAGCAGCAGUGUGGUGACAGCAGGAACUGAAGGAGCGUUCAAACACAUCUCAGAGGGAGAGCUGCUCAUCAGCGUCAACCAGCUGGCUGCCAUGACAGAGGAGGAGCCUGUCUGCAGUUUCUCCAGUUCUCUCCAGGAGCUGCAGGAGAUGGACUUUGACCCCCCCAGUGAAGGACAGUUCAGAUGUCACGACCUCCUGCAGACCCUUCUGACCAAGAUGGAGCAGGGAGUCUCACACACACACAGAGGAGAGAGACCACAGCCAGAGGGCUCCUGGGGGAGGGAUCAGGAGGAGGGGGAGGAGGAGGUGAGCGUGGGGGAGGUGAGAGACAUCACAAAACCUCACCGGACUACAAAUCCCAGCAGGAGGACUACAGCAGCUGCGCGGGGUCAAACCUCUUCCUCACCUGGACAGAUCAGUCAGUGUGCAGACGUGUCAGAGGUCAGUUUUGAAGCAACCAAUCAGGACUCUGUUACCGUGGACGACCUGAUGGUGGAGCCGGUGGUUACACUGACCUCCGACCCCCAGACUGACCAGUCACUGACUCCGCCCCCUUCAGAGCGCGUGGUUCCUGUCCUGGUCAGACCGUCAGAACCACCAGCAGCAGGAAGCAGGAGGAUGGAUGUUCAUCUGCCCUCCGUCAGACCGGAGGAGAAGGAGGAGGUGAUGGAGGAGGUGAUGGAGGAGGUGAUGGAGGAGGUGUCAGAAGCAGGCGCAGACUCGUCCACUGACGAUGUUUUCUAGAAAGAAACUGAAGCGACUCAUCCAUCAUCUUCCUCCUUUUAUGUUUAAAUGAUUCCAACAGGACGAUGAUGUCAGAGGAGGUCUGAUGAUGUCAUACAUCUUCAUCACCUCCUUCCUCAGAUGUGUUGCUGACUUUCUGUCAUCAGACUGUUGAACACCAGAGUCUGUCGUUUGAAUCAAUCAGUUUAAUAAAGUUGUGACUGACAGUGAUGUGA